GGCAUCCCAUUACUCAACUGUUAAUGGUCAGACAACAAGAAAAUGGGAAAAUCUGCAGCGACUUUAUUAAUUAUUGGUUUGUUCCAGGUUGGAACCUUUAUAUACUAUUAAACAAAGUCUCGGAGAUUGAAGGGAUCACUAUAUAAGCUGUGAACGUCUCCUCAGUUCUCAUUCACAAAUAGUCUUUGGAUUUGUAAGCCAUAGAAGUCACAAAUUGUUGGGGUCUCAGUCUUUGCAGUUUUGCUCAAAAUGGCCAGUCUAUGGCCAAGCCUGCUGUAUGCAUUGGCUAUAUGCUUUAUGGCUACCAGUGUAGCUGCUGGUGGUGAUGAUAAACCUUAUGUUUAUGCAUCUCCACCUCCACCACCCUCUUAUCACUACAAGUCUCCACCACCUUACCAGUCCAAGUCACCUCCGUACUACUACAAGUCCCCUCCUCCACCUUCACCAUCACCUCCUCCUCCACAAUAUGUGUAUAAGUCGCCUCCCCCACCGUAUGCUUACAAGUCACCGCCACCACCAUCUCCAUCACCUCCUCCUCCUUAUGUAUACAAGUCACCACCACCACCUUCUCCAUCCCCACCUCCUCCUCAUGUCUACAAGUCACCGCCACCACCAUCACCAUCACCUCCUCCACCAUACAUGUACAAGUCACCACCACCACCAUCUCCUUCACCUCCUCCACCUUAUGUCUACAAGUCACCACCACCACCUUCUCCAUCUCCACCUCCUCCUUAUAUUUAUAAAUCACCACCACCACCAUCACCUUCACCUCCUCCACCAUACAUUUACAAGUCACCACCACCACCACCACCAUCUCCUUCACCUCCUCCUCCUUAUGUCUACAAGUCACCACCACCACCACCGCCAUCACCAUCACCUCCUCCACCCUAUGUGUACAAGUCCCCACCACCACCAUCACCGUCACCUCCUCCACCAUACAUUUACAAGUCACCACCACCACCAUCUCCUUCACCUCCUCCUCCUUAUGUGUAUAAGUCACCUCCACCACCAUCCCCAUCACCUCCUCCACCCUAUGUGUACAAGUCCCCACCACCACCAUCACCUUCACCUCCUCCACCAUACAUUUACAAGUCACCACCUCCACCCUAUGUCUACAAGUCCCCGCCACCACCAUCACCUUCACCUCCUCCACCAUACAUUUACAAGUCACCACCACCACCAUCUCCUUCACCUCCUCCUCCUUAUGUGUAUAAGUCACCUCCACCACCAUCACCAUCUCCUCCACCACCAUACAUUUACAAGUCACCACCUCCACCAUCCCCAUCACCUCCUCCACCCUAUGUGUACAAGUCCCCACCACCACCAUCACCUUCACCUCCUCCACCAUACGUUUACAAGUCACCACCACCACCAUCACCUUCACCUCCUCCACCAUACAUUUACAAGUCACCACCUCCACCCUAUGUCUACAAGUCCCCGCCACCACCAUCACCUUCACCUCCUCCACCGUACAUUUACAAGUCACCACCUCCUCCAUCCCCAUCACCUCCUCCACCCUACGUGUACAAGUCCCCACCACCACCAUCACCUUCACCUCCUCCACCAUACAUUUACAAGUCACCACCACCACCAUCUCCUUCACCUCCUCCUCCUUAUGUCUACAAGUCACCACCACCGCCAUCACCAUCUCCUCCACCACCAUACAUCUACAAGUCACCACCUCCUCCAUCCCCAUCACCUCCUCCACCCUAUGUGUACAAGUCCCCACCACCACCAUCACCUUCACCUCCUCCACCAUACAUUUACAAGUCACCUCCACCACCAUCUCCUUCACCUCCUCCUCCUUAUGUCUACAAGUCACCACCACCACCAUCACCAUCUCCUCCACCACCAUACAUUUACAAGUCACCACCUCCUCCGUCUCCAUCACCUCCCCCUCCCUAUGUGUACAAGUCACCACCACCACCACCACCUUCUCCAUCUCCACCUCCUCCUUACAUUUAUAAAUCACCACCACCACCAUCACCGUCGCCUCCUCCUCCUUACAUUUACAAGUCUCCUCCUCCUCCAUCUCCAUCACCACCCCCACCAUAUGUUUACAAGUCACCACCACCACCAUCACCAUCUCCUCCACCACCAUACAUUUACAAGUCACCACCUCCUCCAUCUCCAUCACCUCCCCCUCCCUAUGUGUACAAAUCACCGCCACCACCUUCUCCAUCUCCACCUCCUCCCUACAUUUAUAAAUCACCACCACCACCAUCACUGUCACCUCCUCCUCCUUACAUUUACAAGUCUCCUCCUCCUCCAUCUCCAUCACCACCCCCACCAUAUGUUUACAAGUCACCACCACCACCACCACCGUCUCCGUCACCUCCCCCUCCUUAUGUCUAUAAGUCCCCACCUCCUCCAUCCCCAUCGCCUCCUCCUCCUUAUGUUUACAAAUCACCACCACCACCAUCACCUUCGCCUCCUCCAGUUUACUACUAUAAGUCGCCACCUCCACCAUCACCCCCACCGCCCAACCCUUAUUAUUACAAAUCUCCUCCACCACCAACUCAUUACUAACCUAAUUCAGUUUUUGUUCCAUUUGUGUAAGUGUCCUUCAACUACAUGGUUAUAAAUUCGAAAAACAAAUAAUGGCUGCAAGAGAGAGUUCUAUCCUAAUGAUGACUUGCUUACAUCUGGUCAAUCUAAAAUGGAACCAGAACAGUGCUUGAUAACAAGAGAGUGCUUUGCAGCUUUACACUAAAUAUAUGGUUUUUUGUUAAACAUGAUUUCUAUACGUUAGUCAUUUUUGGUUACAUGCCCUGAAUUUUGAUGUGAUCAACUGGACAACAUUGUUCAUUUCCUAUUUUCCUAUAUGUUUUAUCAAAAUGUUGAAAUUAAUAAAUUAAUUACAUGUUGGAGCUAUACUAUUACACAA
Rosa rugosa (rugosa rose) is the source of this 2887-nucleotide messenger RNA. RefSeq names its product extensin-2-like. Gene Ontology annotation, biological process: plant-type cell wall organization. Bases 250 to 2529 code for a protein of 759 amino acids. Gene Ontology annotation, molecular function: structural constituent of cell wall. The transcript has 2 exons. Lineage: Eukaryota; Viridiplantae; Streptophyta; Magnoliopsida; Rosales; Rosaceae. The record is from RefSeq and is a predicted model, not a curated record.